This is a messenger RNA of Osmia lignaria (orchard mason bee), 8653 nucleotides long. RefSeq lists its product as uncharacterized. Gene Ontology annotation, molecular function: protein binding. The record is from RefSeq and is a predicted model, not a curated record. NCBI's taxonomy places the organism in Eukaryota, Metazoa, Arthropoda, Insecta, Hymenoptera, Megachilidae.
GUUUCUACUGGAAAAAUUUCAAUAUCCUAGUCGAUUUUCCGCUAGAUUAUUUAUAACCAGUGGAUGUAAACACACGUACUUUGGCUUUCGUGCAAACCAGCCGUCAUUUCUCGCCAGUACGGAUUCGAAACCGGCGGUGAACGUUACCAGCGUUACGAUCUUGCCAGACGUUUAUUUCAAAGUUGUGUUACGUGUUAACCAAUCGUGAUUUCAUACCUGUUUUUUAAUCAUUCUGCGAGUGAGAAAGAAAAAAAAAUGGAUAAAAUGGAUACUUCCAUUGGUGUCUGUUAGAUUCGUUUUAAAGUUUCUGUACUUGGAGAUUUUAAUUAACAUUUUCUAAAAUUCCUUUAAUUUUUAUUUCAUUUAGUCUAUAUUAAAAACUAUGUGAAAAAUAAAAUUAUAAGAUUCACAGAAACCUGAUAGUUAAAAUUAUAAAAAUAAAAGAAUUAUAGAAAUAAAAAGAAGAGAUGGUGAGAAUAUUGAAAAAGCCCUUGAAUUUCAGAAUAUCUUACCUUGAAGAAUAAUUAUCCUCGGGAUAGAAUAUUUACAAAUAGAAAGAAGUUAGGACUAAAUACAGCUGUUUACAUUUUCACUCACGUUGCAGGAGCUCGCGUGAAUUCAUUACUUACCCAUAGCAGAACAAGCUGUUUCUCGAAAGGAAAAGAAACGUUCCUCAAUAUUCAUUAGACUCGUUCCUCUUUCGACGGAAAGGGAAAAACUCUCGCGUUAGUUCGUGAAUAAUAAACGUAAACAGAGGGAAGAAGGAUCGAUGGAAGUGUACGAAGAGCAUUUCGGAAGCGUCUCAAAGUCAAACUCCGUCGAUUUUGACAAGUUGCCAAGCGUUUGAAACCGGGUUGCAUAAUGUUCUUCGUCGAAAAAUCAUUUUCCAUCUUACGGCUGUCGAUGGCUGUUCGAAAAUAAGCAACAAACGAAAGCAGAACAGCGCGAACGAGAGACAAUGAUCGAUCCCGCGAUCCCUAAUGCGUCGACCGAUCGAUUUAACGAGACCGAAAGGUAAAGCGAACGUUGAAUUUCGUGUGGUCAUCGCCGCAAAAAUAUUUGCCCUCUGUUUGAAAAUAUUUUAUCAGCCCGCGCAAAUGUUUGACUUUCGAUGAUGGAUACGGUGUAACGAGAUUUCGCACAGCUAAGUGAAACAGUGUUGCUAACCGUGUGUUUCAUAGCUGUUGGACGGCGUGCAACGAAGUUUGUUAACGUCUUUGUUCCGUUGCGAAAUCAUUUCACGGAAGCAAACGAAUAUUUGUGUGCCACGUUGACACUUUGAUACUACCUUUGGAGUCGAGCAUUUAACUCGAUUUUCCGAUUGAAGGAAACUCCUCACUGAUGAUAUUUCAAUAUUUACUCAAAUUCGAAAAUGUUGUCUUCAUCUUAUACCAAAUCGCAAGAACGCAUCUGAAGUUCAAGAGUGAUUUAUAACAAGAUUUCAGAGAAAUCGAAGAAAUGGUGAUACUUCGAUAUUGAUGUCUCUCUUGGAAUUAUAGAUACGAUUUUCAAGCUUGAAAUACUUUUAUAGUAAAAAAUUAUUCUUCAAUUUUUGCAGAAACGAAGAAAAAUGUACCCGUUUCAAAUUCAGCAGAGAUUCAUAAAAUAACCCAAACGAUUUGUGCCAAAUCGCAAAGCUCAUUAUAUUGAUGAUUCUUCGUUUUAUUAUCUCCGAACGCAAGGAUAUCGUGCGAAGAACCCAGAGCGAUUCUGUGAAAUCGUUAAGGAACCCUCGAAAGUUGAGGCGAUCGAAGCCCGCGGUAAGAAACCGGAAACAUGAAGAACGCUCACCCGAUUAUAAGAGCCGCGUCGUCGAGUCUGGUCAAUCCGGAUUCCUCGUCGUCGAGCGAACUUGCGGAACCGAUUAUCAGAUUGAAGGUGGACAAACCGCUGCACUGGGAGUGGGAGCUGACCACGUCCGCAGACACGCUUCCUGUCAUCCAGCUAUUGGACAAAGAUGGUCGCCUGUUGGUGGAGACGACUGGAAGAACAGCGCAGAGAGCCAGAGGAUCUUUUCGAGAAGGUCUCAGGUCUCACGAGGAGUUUCCGACGAGCGAGAAGACCGUUUCUUCGUCGUUUUCGUCGUCGUCCACUCCUAGCACGAUUAUACUACCAGCACGAGGAAAUAGGAACGUCGAUGGGUUCAGCACGAAAUUUGGAAGCUGCGACUUCGGUUACAAGCCGAGAAAAUCGAGAAGCGAAGUGACGAUUAAAGAAAGAGAGAAAAAGGGGAAGAAGAGACACUCGGUUAAUUUCGAAAGGAAAGAAAACGAGGAAACGAAAGCGAACCCGAAGAGGUACUCCUUGGGUGAUUAUCUGCGACAGCAGAUCAUCGAUGACCUUCGAACGAAGAGUACCUUCGAAAAGAGUCCGGAGGAGCUCGCGAAGGAGAGAUGCAAGAAGGUGAAGGCAUACUUCAGGAGUCAGAGCGAGACUCUGCCCAGACUCGUCCACGUUGAAGAGGAGACCAGCGACGAGCCGAAAUCAAGGAUCGACGAAGAGGAAGUGCGAAGCAAGAGGAUCGAGGAGGGUCUGAAUCGUCUUCGAGCGGCGAUUAAACAAGAACCAUCGGAUGGAGAUACGGGUAAUAUAAGAAGUACUAUCAAGAAGGAGGAACUGGAGAAGGUGAAAGCGUUUCUGCAGAGGAAGAUCCAGCAGAAGAUGGAUCAGGAACGAUCCCGAAGCUCGAGCAGAUGCGACAUGCAGACAGGUGGAAUUAAAAAGAGGUACUCGGAUUACGCGCCGGCCGAGGACCCCAGAGGUUAUCGCACCCGAAAGGUGCGCAGCGAGACGAGCGUCUUCAAGUUCGAGCCGGAAAUUCUUCCGAAGGACAGGCAGAAAGGGAGGAGGGACAGAUCGAAGACCAACUGGUCACCUAUCGAGGACUCCUUCCGACAGAGGUCUCUUCGUCGCUCCGGAGGCAGGAAUCCUGAAACGUUCGAAUUGAGCGAUCGACAGAGAUCCCAAACUCGGGAAUCCAACGGUUUCGAGAAACGGAAGUUGUACCGAAAGACGAAGAGCGACGUGCUGCUGGGUCGGAUGGGAGCGAGCUUCGACUCGGAACAGGAGAAUCCUCCGAGGCGCAUCAGGAGUCAGGACAACGUUGACCUCUCCUGGCGGGAAUACAAAGAAAGGAAAAAACAUGAGAAGCUGCAGCACGAAUUAGAUAAAGAUGUGAAGGAGGAAGACUUCAUGAGUAAACCGAGGUGGAAGGAUCUCCAGCCGGGUUGGUGCAACUUCAAGAACUGCAAGGUCUGUCAGAACUUGCGGAAUUGCGUGAAUCCUUUCGAUCGACGCGACAGCCGACGAAUCCCCGAGGACCCGCCGCUGAAGGAUUCUUCCGACGUGAUUUCCGAUUGCUCGAGACCGAGUACUAGCCUACAGGAAAAUUACUUGGUCGUUGAUAAACUGUCCGAUACCUCGAGGAAUCCUCUGGCGACGAGUGAAGGGAACGGUGCGUCUAAUUUGAACUCUCCCGAUUGCGGUUACAAUACCAUUCCCAGGAACGCGUUUAAGGAUUACAAGGACCUGUACGCUCGAUCGAACGUAAAGAAGAGCGACACGUUUAAGAUCGUGGACGGCAGCGAGGAACCUGAAGAGACGGGGCGUCCGGACGAUUCUAAAGUAGACGAAUCGGUUGACGGUUUCGAUUGCUCGAAAGGAGAAGGCGUGCUGACGAACAAGUCGAACGAGGACAUUGCCAGGGAUUAUUUCAAUAGGGUGUAUGAAUUGCUGAAGAAGAGGCAAGAGGAAGCCAGGAGGAUCGCUGAGAGGCAAGAAGCUCCCGGUUGCGACGAUUCGUCGUCUUCUAAUUACGCGGAGAAAGUGCAGAGGAGGAAGCUUCGACGCAGGAAAAAGGAGCGCGGUGUGCAAGGUAAUGUUUUAACCCCAGUCAUAUUACAAGAAGUAACAGCCAGUUUCAAGCACAGAGUUAAAGGCGAGGAAGUCGUAACCGUGCCUCCAGCGAGCGGAGGUCAGGAGAGUUGGAAAGUGCAAACGCUUUCUUUGAACGGCGAAUCGGCGAGUGGCAAUCGUCGGAAAGGUUGUCGUAGCCAGCUGCAAACAGUAUCCACGGGGAAACGCACACGACCGGCACCACCGCCGCCUCCACCGAUAUCCUGCAAGGUCAAUGCCAAGGACAUCGACAAGUACUUCGACUGGCCGAACAAGGAGAACACGCCCGGUAAUGCCGUGAACGGGGACGAGGGUACGAUCGAGGGUAAACUCGAAAACGAAGAAACGAUCAUGGGCUCGAAUCUGAGUCGACACAACGGCAAGGGCCUGAAUGGCCGGAGAACGCAGUCCUCUGGGAAUCUAUGCGAUCCCAAGGGAAAAUUGAACAGCGUGGGGAAGAUCCUGGUGCCUUGCUCCAGUGCGCAGAAGGAAAGAUACAAAUUCUGCGGCUCCUUGCCUAAUCACCUAGAUCACGAUAAAGAUAUGCUGGACGAUGAUCCAAAAGAAAAUAAUAACACGAUGACUGAUACCAUGGGUGGAAAUCUCGGUGGAACAUUGCCACACAAAAAACGAUCGUUGGGCGUUCAUUUUUCUGAUGGUGGACCAACUGGCACUCUAGACCUUGUGAAACAUCGAUCGCAGGACUCUCUGGACGAAAAUGAUCCUUGGAGAUAUCAGCAGAGCGACCUUGAUCUAGUGAGGUGUCGUCACGGGAAUUUCGAUUCGGUAAGGAGAAAUCGCAGUGUGGACACGGUGUCUGGCGAUUCGACGAGGAGAUACGGUCGCGGGGUCUCUGUGGAAGACAGGUGUCACCGUAAUUCGGAUCUUGACCUGGUGGGAACGUUGCCUAAGCGAAAGCUGGAUAGCAGAAACAGCGGAAAGUCCUCGGAGACUAAUUCCUCCUCUUCCCAACCGUGCAUCCCCGAUGCGACGGACAACGAUUUGUUGAUGCAAAUCGUGCACAAACCUGACUGCGAACUGGUCAGACAUCGACAGCAGCUUAACAAAAGUAUCGAUCUGAAGCUGAGCAAAUUGGCCGGCGGAGAACCGCAGGAUCAAGGUUACGCUUCGGAACGCUCGCCGGAAGAUGAACAUCCACCAUCGAUGCCUGGACAGCCUUUCCCCAAUAUAACACCUGAGAGCACGUUCCGAGUGACGUUACAGAAGAGCAGCCGGGGACUUGGCUUAAGCGUUUCCGGUGGCAGCACCGCCGGACCGGUUAGGGUGAACAGACUGUUUCCUCAACAACCCGCGGCCUUGUCCAACAAACUUCAACCUGGCGAUAUACUUCUUGCUGCCAAUGGAAUCCCUUUAACUGGCCUCACCAACUAUGAGGCCCUGGAGGUUCUACGAACGACACCGAGUACCGUGGAGCUGGUGGUGUGUCGACUUCCUGGUGAUACGAACGUCACACCACCGGGUGCACCGCCUCCACCUCCGGCUAGGAGAGAACCACCACCACCCUUGCGGAUCCUUAACCCCUUGCCGCCUCUUCAAAUCGAACCCUGCGGCGAAUUCGACAUAGAGAUGACGAAGGUCGGUGGUAGCCUGGGUUUCACCCUGAGGAAAGCGGACAGCAGCGCGUUGGGUCAUUACGUGAGGGAAUUAGUGCGGGAGCCGGCGUUAAGCGACGGCCGAAUUCGACCCGGCGAUAAAAUAGUCGCUGUGGACGGCGCACCAUUGUCGCCAAUGAGCCACGAAGAGGCUGUCCAAUUAUUGCGACAAUGCGGACCCACCGUGAGGCUACGACUUUACAGAGAUCUGGCGCAAACUCCUGUCUCUGCGCUUUCUCCGACCGAACCCGAUCAUCCACUCCGUCCACCGCGGACCAGUUUGAGACAAGAAGCCGUAGACAUGCUCUGCGAUCUAGCAGUUCGAAAACUAUCACCAGGUACAUCGAGUGGUUCCAGUUGCAAGCAAUCACCUGGAGCAUCCUGCAAUUCUCCAAGAAGGCUUCGUCGACUUGCCACGCGUACGGCUAAUGCUGAUAAUGAACAAGAAACUCUGGAGAAGCAUUCAGGCGUGCAAACGACAUCGACGGCCAGCCAAGCAGAGACAUCCGAUUCCGACCAGUGUUCGAUCAGAACGCAGAUAACGAAUUCCCAACCGAACACACCUGGAACAGACAUAAUCGAUCCGCCGCCGUUGUACGACGUUUGCGAUUCCAGUGAUUCCUCGAAGGCACCGGCCCGACCGAGUUUCCUCGACUUAUCGGCACCCCAGGGAAAGCCUCAUUUUCAGUUCUGCAGCCUGGACUCGGAUCUCGAGUACCCCGGAGGCGAGCCGAUUAUCGGCGAGGACGAAGUGAACAACGGUACGACGCUCGAUUACCAGAGAAGGACUAUAAACGCGUUGUCCAGCGAUGAGCAUGACAACGAUCUACCCUCGGAACCAGCCUCCAUGCCACCGGUACUCUCCUCCGCGAGUAGCUCGAGUGCAACCGCGUUCAGUUACAAGAAUCCUGCUUAUCAAAGCGCUAAUCCAGCCUGCGGUGCGGGCAUCGAUACCACGGCGAAGAAUAAGGCUACCCAUUCGAGUGAUCAGGAUAUACCAGGAAAAAUCUUGGGAGCAGAGGAUCCCGGUGGCAGCAAAGGUUUAUUGAAGUGGAAAGGCGUGAUGUUUGCUCCAGAUGAUGGAAUAGAUAAAACAAAAAACAAAGACGAGAAAGUCGGGAAAGACACCACUGAUUCAGCUGUCCCCAAUACAGAUCUUGAACAAGGAACCGAGGUGUUCAUGGUAGAGCUGACACGUGGAUGGAAUAGCCGAUUAGGAUUUAGCUUACAACCGGAAGGAAAUCGUACUGUCAUAUCCGUGGUACAUCCGGACAGCGUUGCAGCCAAAGAUGGAAGGCUCAAACAAGGGGAUGUACUUAUGAUGGUAAACGAUGAGAGUGUUGAGCACAUGUCAACGGCUGAUAUAAUAGAUCUAUUGCGUAAAAUAAGAGGUUCCAUAGGUAUCACGGUGAUGAGACGAAACAAACGAGAAAAUGUAACGUGACGCUAGUCAGGUGUAUAAUUGAAGAGUCUAUUUAAAAAAAGGAGAGAAAGAAAAGAAACUCUCUAGUUCAUCACAACCACAUGUUUUUCGUUUCGUAAUGAAGAUCAAUUCCUUGCAAUUCGUUUAUAACUUAAUUCUUUACGAAUAAAAAUAUAAACGAACGUAUCGAUCGAGUGCAAUACACAUAUAUGUAUAUUAACUUAACUGUGAAUAGAUUUGUAAAUAUUUAUGAAAAUCGAAGCCUUAAACGCGCUGUGGUGGUUUAAUUAAUUGUAAAAAAUGCUUCGCUACUAUUCGCAUCAGAAGGUGAGAUGCACUGAUUAAAAUAAUUAAUUAAGAUUUUAAAUAGUAGCGAUUGAAUGUAAUUGUUGAGUAUUGCAGAAAGCAUACUAUUAAAGUAGACAAGAUGAUAAUAAAAUGUCCAGUGUGGUUUAUUCUUUAAAGCGAUUCCUCCUGAAGUCCAUUCAAAGACUGCUUUAAAAAAUGGAAAAAUUGAACAUAUGACUUUACUGUAUAUAUUUAUUCGAUGAACAUGAAAAUAUAGAAAGAGCUUGUAUUUUUAUGAAAUUCGUUAGAGAAUUUAAACGAAUGGUGAAUCAGUUGGAAUGCUGGAUAAUAUUUUUCUAAACUUUCCCUCUUAAUCUCAAGAAAAUCUAUGCGUUGUUGUUUCGGUAUGUUAAACUAUUUAAAAUAUUCCAUUAGAUAAAAUAAAAGUUUAUGAAAAUUCAAUUUUAUUAUGAUCUAAGACAAUUAGAUGAAAUUUUACAUUUAUGGUUACUGUGUUUGGAAUCGAGUAUUAUUCGAAUAAUUUAUAAACACAAAUUUUAAAUAAAAUGAAGAUUUUUUAUUCCCAAAUUUCUUUGUUUUAUUCAAAAUUUGUAUUCAAAGGGUUAUUUGAAUAAUGGCCAACUCUAUUAUAACAGUGUUCUUGAGAAGACUCCAACUGUAGAUUUUUAAAUAUUUUACAUAGAUAAAAAUUCGAAAAUCAUGUUGAAAUUUAAUUUAGUGUGGUAGUUAUACUUUCAAUUAAACAGCCCCACGAAUUUGUCUAAAUGUAAUUAAACACUUCUUGAAUCUAAAGAAAGUGUUACAAUGUGAUUCAUCGUGAAAGAUAUUCUAGGAGAAUAAACAUCUAAAAAAUUAAUUAAUUCAGCGAAUUCAAACAAGAGUAAUCCAUUUUAGGCGCAAUAAAAAAAGAAAGGAUGAAUCAAACUCGAUAAUCAAAGGAUUAAUCAAAAUAUGCGACAUUAAACCAUCAAGCCUAUUGUAAAUAAUUUUAGAAUAAUUUUCAUUAAUCAUUACGUCCAUAAAGUUAAAAAUUAAUAAGACGUAAUUUGAACAUAUCGUUGCGAAUUAUACCUAAACGUGUUCUAUACUGAAUGUAAAAGGCAAAGAUGCUUACAAUCAUAAAUAGAAUAUGUUCGCAAAAAUCAUACUUUCUUUCAAAUAAAACAUGUACAGAAUAACAGGAUUCUUGUAUAUAUUAUUUAGUAGAAAUCAAGUUGAUGUGUUAUUUGAAAGGAAAUAUAAUAGUCUAUAUACGAACUAUGGAUUACUAUAACGCUAUUAAUCAAUGUUUCUUAGAGAAACAACUCUGUUCAUACUUAUUGAUAAAUCAAUGGUAAAGAGAAAUUAUAUAAGAUACAAUCGUUAAUCGUGUCGUGUAAUAGAAGUUACUAUUUAAAAUAAAAAUUCUAUGCAA